Messenger RNA from Cryptosporidium ubiquitum, 486 nucleotides. RefSeq lists its product as uncharacterized. The record is from RefSeq and is a predicted model, not a curated record. Bases 1 to 486 code for a protein of 161 amino acids. Gene Ontology annotation, biological process: SCF-dependent proteasomal ubiquitin-dependent protein catabolic process. The transcript has 3 exons. Gene Ontology annotation, molecular function: cullin family protein binding. Gene Ontology annotation, cellular component: nucleus; cytoplasm. NCBI's taxonomy places the organism in Eukaryota, Apicomplexa, Conoidasida, Eucoccidiorida, Cryptosporidiidae.
AUGAUUUUUCCAAAGGUAAGAUUAGUGAGCUCCGAAGGAGAGGAAUUUGCGGUUGAUGUACGUGUUGUAACAGCGUCAACAUUAGUGAGAAAUAUAAUAGAGGAUGUUGGUAUUGAUGAUCCCGUUCCACUCCCAAAUGUAAGAGGAGAUGUAUUACGUAAAGUACUCGAUUAUUGCGAAUAUCAUGUUGACAAUCCCUCUAGAGAAAUUCCAAAGCCUCUAAGAAGUAAUAGUUUGUCUAACAUAGUAUGCGAAUGGGAUGAAGAGUUUGUAAAUAUUCAACAAGAGUUUUUGUUUGAACUUAUGUUGGCAGCGAAUUAUUUGGACAUUAAACCUUUAUUAGAUUUAUCCUGUGCUAAAGUUGCAACUAUGAUUAAGGGGAAGAAGGCAGAGGAAAUACGUCAAAUAUUUAAUAUAGAAAAUGAUUUUACUCCAGAAGAAGAAUCUGCAAUAAGAGAAGAAAACAAAUGGUGCGACGAACCAUAA